AUGGCUCGUUUGUUGUUCGACGCUCUUCGCUCUGGAAAGCCCGACAAAGAAGUGAAGAAGCUGCGCGUCACUAUCCGUCUGCUCCUUAGGGUUGAUAAGGACGGCAAGGACAAGAAGCAGGAGAACGACGUCGCGGCGCUCUCAGACAUUCACAUCAUCAAGUUCCGCCUGAUGCAAAGGUCCCUCGAGCCAGCGCAUGUGUGUCCAUGGAAAACCUGCGUCGACCGACUAGUACACAUCUCCUUCGCCGAAACGGCGCCACAAUACCGCAAACGUCUCGAAAAGUACACUCCAGGUUCCAUAACAACCUUCAACGUAGUCGACUAUCUAAAAGCCUUACGAGAUACGGAAGAAUUCGUCAAAAAGCGCCUGAUUGAGGGAACCCGUUUCUACCCAACACCUAACAAGCUGAACAAAAACUCGUCAUUGCGGGAAUAUCAGGAAGCAUUCUCCCCAUCGCCGUUUGACCGUCAGAAGACCCCACCCCGUUGA
This is a messenger RNA of Anthostomella pinea, 492 nucleotides long. The record is from the annotation of a GenBank genome assembly. NCBI's taxonomy places the organism in Eukaryota, Fungi, Ascomycota, Sordariomycetes, Xylariales, Xylariaceae.